AUGGGAUCCAACGUUGAGCUGGUAUGGCCAGAGUCAGAGGCAUAUUCCUCACGGGUGAACAACUGCUCACAUGCAAAUUCAUCCCUAGCUGUAAUUCGAGCGAAGUUGAGUGCCGAACAAUUAGAACAAUUCAAGACAUCAUGCUUUGGCCAUCUUCUGAAUAUAGAUAAGAUUCAGUUUAGCGGGCAGAUUGUGCAUGGGGUUGUGUUGCGUAGAGUAGCGGGGCAGGGUGUGAAAGACUUGGAUGGACUGAGUUUCUUAAUAGGGUGCGACGUUGCUCAGUUCACUCGUCAGGAUUUUCUGUUUGAUCUCAGGGCUUCGUUUUGGGGAAGUGCCUGA
This is a messenger RNA of Prunus armeniaca (apricot), 339 nucleotides long. The record is from the annotation of a GenBank genome assembly. Lineage: Eukaryota; Viridiplantae; Streptophyta; Magnoliopsida; Rosales; Rosaceae.